This is a messenger RNA of Onthophagus taurus, 1821 nucleotides long. The record is from RefSeq and is a predicted model, not a curated record. Lineage: Eukaryota; Metazoa; Arthropoda; Insecta; Coleoptera; Scarabaeidae.
AUGUCAUACGAAAAAGAACAAGCACGUUUGAAGAAGUUAUGGAAAGAGUUGCUUUCUGAUGAAGAAAGUGAGGCAAAUAUUUUUGAUGGCGACGAAAUAUACGAACCGGUUACAGAAAAACCGUUUACCUUACAAGAAAUUAUAGAAAGCCCCAAUUACAUGGAUGAAAUAAUAGAAGAAGUUAUAAGAAACAUGCGUUAUGACGACUUGGGUGAUGAAGAAAAUAAUAAUGAUAUUGGAAAAGAAGCAAAUAACCAGAGUAAUGAGUUUGAGUGGGCUCAUGCAACUGGGAAAAAUUUAAAAAACCUACAGUUUUGUGUCCCAAACUCUGGUUUUAAUAUUGCUCUGUAUGAACAAUACGACAAACUGCCAUAUGAUUUUUUCAAAGUUUUUGUAAAUGACGACAUCAUAAGCUUGAUCGUAGAAGAAACAAACAGAUACGCUGAACAGUGUAAACGAAGUAAUAUUCUACCAAACGCACGUAUUCUGAAAUGGACUCCCACAGACCCUACAGAAAUAGAACAUUUCAUUGGUAUUAUUUUGUGGAUGGGAUUGUGUUCUUUCCCAGCACUUUCUUCAUACUGGUCAACGAAACGAUUGUACAAAAAUGCAAUCCCAAGUGUAAUGUCCAGAAAUCGUUUUCAAUUACUUCUAAAAAUGAUACAUUUUAGUAAUAAUGAGGAAAUUAGUGAUGAUAAAUUACACAAGAUAACACCACUUGUGAACAAGCUUCGGACAUCAUUUCAGUGCCAAAUGACACCCUCCGAGUACGUUUGUAUAGAUGAGAGUCUUGUACCUUUUAGAGGAAGACUGAAAUUUCGUCAAUAUAUAUCCAAUAAGCGACACAAGUUCGGAAUCAAAUUAUUUAAGCUGUGCCUAAAAGAUGGGUACACAUACGAUUUCCAAGUAUACUGCGGCAAAUCGAAGGAUGGUCAUGUGUCAGUGCUUACAAAAGUUGUAAUGGAUUUGAUGACAAAUAUUUUAGACAGCGGACGUAUUUUAUGCACUGACAACUAUUACACAUCAGUGAGUUUGGCUAAUGCACUAUUAUAUAGAAAAACACAUCUUAUUGGAACAUUACGAUCUAAUAGAAAAUAUAACCCCAAAAGGGUUGUAGAUAAAAAGUUGAAAGUUGGAGAAGUAAUAGCUGAAGAAUGUAAGCAAGGAAUAGUAAUUGAAAAAUGGAGAGAUAAAAGGGACGUAUUAGCAUUGAGCACUAGAUAUGGAAAUGAAAUGGUUACUUUAAUCAAAAGAGGUAAAGAAAUACAAAAGCCCAAAAAUGUGGUUGAAUACAAUAAAUAUAAAUCAUAUAUUGAUAUAUCUGAUCAGUUAAAAUCUUAUAAUACCUGCCUUCGCCGUAGUAUGAAAUGGUAUAGAAAAUUGUCGUUCGAGUUAUUAACUGGAAGUGCAAUAGUAAAUGCCUACAUUGCGUAUAAAGAAAUAACCAAUAAUAAAAUAUCAAUAACUGCGUUCAAAGAAGAAGUCAUAAACGGUCUGUUGAAAACAGCGAGACAGGAAGAAACAUCUGAAAACAUGACCGAAAUAGAGCAUAAAUUAGAAGAUGUUGGUCGUUCUAAAAGACGUCGGUGUGUAAUAUGCUACAAGAAAAGUUCAAACGAAUCUGGAAGAGAACAACCAUCAAGGAAAGCUCAAACCACGUUGAAAUGUAGUGCUUGCGAUCAAUAUUUUUCAUUCAUGAAGCUUGAAAUUAAUGGAGAUACGUUGGUUUUAGAAAAAGAUGGAAGUCGGGUGGACGAUGAUGAAAUACUAUUGCUCUUAAAGGACGAAAUUUUUAUCCUACUUGAGAAAGGUGACAAAUAG